AGCCUUCUCCAAUACAGCCUUCGCAUUUCUUUCUCUUCUUCCCUUUGUUUCUCUUUCCUACACACCACCACCACCACCACCACCGACCUCUAAAAGCUCUUCACAAUCAAUAACAAACACUCUUCCCCAGAACCCUUCUCCAGGCAGGACUGAUAUAUAGUAAACUUUCCGGUCUCCGGCCACCAUGGCAGAAUCAGCACAGCCUCCUCAUGAAAUGGCGGAGGACUGAUCUUCAGCAAACUUUUUCCGGUCGCCGGUCGCUAUCAAUUUUCGACAGAAUAUAUCAGCUCAGCCACCCCCUAAAAUGGUCACAGUAGAAGACAUGGGACCAAGGCCAGUUCUAACAGCACCAUUAUUAUUAGAACAGGAAUCUGACUCUAAUUAUAGAGCUCCCAAUCUACUGAAGCGCGUUUUGAGUCUUCUCGCCAACGUACGGCCAGGAUCUGAUCUAACCCGAUUUCAAUUGCCGCCAUUGUUUAACCUUCCAAAGUCGCAACUUCAAUGUUAUGGAGAAUCAGUCUACUGCACAGGAGGAGAUCUAUUAAGCAAGUGUGCCAAUGGAGAAACUUCCAUGGAAAGGUUUAUUUCUGUUGUUGCAUGGAAUGUAUCCACCGUGAGGCCAUUGAUGUUCGGUGUUGCUCCUUACAAUCCCAUUCUCGGAGAGACUCACCAUGUUUCAAGGGGCACAUUAAAUGUGCUACUGGAGCAGGUUUCACAUCAUCCUCCAGUAAGCGCCCUUCAUGCCACAGAUGAGAAGGACAACAUUGAAAUGACAUGGUGUCAUUAUCCGGUUCCUAAGUUCUAUGGUACUAAUAUUGAAACUGAAGUGAAUGGAAGAAGACAACUGAAGCUUCUUAACAAAGAGGAAACUUAUGAAAUGAACUCUCCAAAGCUUGUGAUAAGAUUAUUUCCUAUGCUCAGUGUGGACUGGUUGGGAACUGUCACAAUUAAAUGUGAAGAAACUGGUAUUGCAGCAGAGUUAUACUACAGAGGCAAUUCCUUUUUACCUCGUCCAGGAAUUAAUAGGUCCAUCAAAGGGAGGAUCUUUUCGACAUCAUCAUCAUCGAAGACCAUCUAUGAAAUCAGUGGCCACUGGGAUAGAACUGUCACAGCCAAGGACCUUAAUACUGGAAAAUCCAAGAUCAUUUACGAUGCAAAAGAAGCCCUUUCAGGAGUGAAGACUCCCAUAGUUAAGGAUUCACAGGGUAUUUGGCCAACUGAAUCCGCAGUUGUAUGGGCUGAUGUGAGCCAGGCCAUCCUAAAUAAGUCCUGGGACAAAGCAAAGGAAGCAAAAAGUGCUAUUGAGGAAAGAGAGAGAGAGCAAGUAAAGGAGAGAAAGUCAAAAGGACAAAAUUGGGUUCCCAAGCAUUUUACAGUAUCCUACAGCAAGGAGAGUGGGUGGGACUGCUUACCAAUUCAUAAAUCAGUUCCACCGGCACCAAUUGUUGCCCCCUUUUAAUCCAUUUGAAACCUGAACUAGGCUAGUUUCAUCUACACUUGCACAAAAAAUGAAGCCUUCACAAUCCCCUUUGCCAUUUGCCUAGAUAUCAAGCUGUAGGAUUAGCACAGAAAUGACAAUGCAACAGAAUAAUUCACUUAGGAACUUAAGCAGAAUCAAGGUUAUUAGUUGUUUUUCUUCUCAGAGAAGACUGAUUUGUUAAUUCUUCAAACUGUAAUCCUAUUCCAUCUCUGAACUGAGUAUUAUUUUGUAAAUUGAAAUUCCAUGAAAGAUUAGAAUAA
Molecule: messenger RNA, 1740 nt
Organism: Coffea eugenioides
Lineage: Eukaryota; Viridiplantae; Streptophyta; Magnoliopsida; Gentianales; Rubiaceae
Product: oxysterol-binding protein-related protein 4C
Exons: 8
Coding region: 305-1459 (384 amino acids)
Cellular component (GO): intracellular membrane-bounded organelle; cytosol; membrane
Molecular function (GO): sterol binding
Source: RefSeq, a predicted model, not a curated record